Molecule: messenger RNA, 3991 nt
Organism: Vitrella brassicaformis
Lineage: Eukaryota; Vitrellaceae
Source: the annotation of a GenBank genome assembly
CACAUCGGAAGCGGAUCUGGCAAGGGAUCUGGGUUGCUAGAUCGUGUAUGGCGGCGCGCUGGAGCACCACAGCUAUCUCAGCCCUCCGCUUUUCUGUCUUGGGUUGUGAUCUGCACGCAUAGCUUGCGGACCCGUCUCUCUCGGCCACUGCCAGCGUCCGCCAACCGACCCCCAUGGAGGAGCCCUCACAGAAGAAACACUGCACCCGUUCCCAAACUGCCCUCUCGCUGCGCGUCAACGCCCUGGAGAGCGUCGUGUUUCACCCCUGUGAGUGUCUGGAAGAUUAUCGCAAGCCGCCGGUGACGUUCUCGCCCACGUUCGCUCACCACUUCUUCGGCCUCGACCAGGUCAUCGUGGGGUUCGAGCAGGUCGCCGUGAGGAUCUAUUUCAUCCCAGACACCUUGGACAUGUUCGUCAAGAUUGAUGGCGACAGUCCGUCCAUCCACGCCUCCUGCGAGCGCGUCAUGGCCUGCCUGACCAACGACAAGACCAAGGUGGCCUUCCCGGGCGGCUUCUGCCCUUCGGAGCACGACUUCCUCGCCAAGCUCGAGUGCCGGGCGACCCGUGGGCAAAAAUUCCAGCCGCCCGGAAAGCCUGUGGGGGUGUUGCGGCACACGGCGGGUGCGGGAGAUGAGCAGAUCGAGAUCGAGGUGAGACGGUGCACGUUUGCCGAUAGCGAGUUCAAGUCGCUGCACCGGCGGAUGGAGUGGUUUUUCCACUGGUUCAUCGACGGCGCAUCGAAGAUCGACCAUGACGGACGCUGGCACGUGUACGUCGCGUACAAGCGGCCCCCCGGCGGCGUUGACUACCCGUCCCACAGCCGCAAGCCGAAACCCGGUGCGUCGAGCGGCCGGCCGGCGUGUCUGAGCCUGUGUGGGCUUGCCACCGCCUACACAUUCCCCAGCCUGUCGAGCAGCCGCCGCCGGCUCUCGCAGUUCCUCAUCUUCCCGCACUACCAGAGAAAAGGUCAGUGCGAUGCACUGGACGGAGACGGGGAUGGGAGAGCGGCACUCACUGUCUUGUCUGGUGUUGUGUUGUGUGUGCAGGAGUUGGGUUGGAUUUGUUGCAGCUGAUCUAUCAGCAGACCCUGGACGAUCCCCACGUCUGUGAGGUAACACCAACCCACAGAGCGCAGCACCGACACACCAUGAGACACGUCUUUCCCCCUCCCCCUCCCUCCCCGCCCCCUCCCUGUGUGUGUGAUCCAUCCAUCCACCAGAUGGAUGUCGAAGACCCUGCCCCGGCGUUCGUCCAGCUGCGUGACGUCGUGACGGUCAAGCUAGCCAUCGACAACAACCUGGUGUCCCCCCUCGCACUCUGGCCCCCUCCUCCGGAAGCAGAGGUGCCCAGCUCGGCAUCAGCGGCCUUCCCGGCCAGCAGCGGCCUGGGCCUUACCAACGGCCAUUUCCAGCCCGAAGUCCCCCUAUACAAGACGCGCAACCGCACCCGCGCCCUCCACAAGGCCCUCACCGACACGGGGGCAUCGAGUGGCUCAAGUGCGGCGUGUGGUGACAUGUCGCGCCGGGGCCAGAAGCGGAAGCGCCGGCUGAGUGCGGGGGAUGAGAUAGACAUCGACAGCGGUGUGCCGGCGGUGGCCGCCAGGGACGUGGCCAUGUGCACCAGGAGCAGGACGAGGGGCAUGGAUGGCGGCCGGGCCAGCAGCAGUAGUGCAGCAGCUGCCGCUGGGGGUGGGGGUGGUGGUGGUGGGAGCCACCACGGCACCGGUCGGUCGGGCAUGACGUUGCGCGGGGGGCGAGGGAAGCGGUCUGUGGGCAAAAGCGAGGGGCGGAAAAUGGUCAGUCAGUGAGCGGCACACAACAACACGACGAAAGUGCGUCUAUGCUUUGAAUCCUGCUUGGUCUGAUCUGUAUUGGUGUCCGUCCGUCCCAUCUAUGGUGCAGGAGAAGGUGAAUCAUGCGACGAGUUCCAUCCCCACCAUCGACAGCCUCGCCCUCGACCUCAAAGAAACCAAACAGCAGGCCACACGGUCGGUCGACACCGACACGGACAUCUACCUUACACACACACACACUCUCCUCCCCUCCCUCCCUGCGCAUAUCGUUGGCAUCUGUCAAUCAGGGUGAGGAGGUGCUGCAGUUUGCCCGUCUGCUGCAGCAUCCCCUGCCGGCGGAGAUCCCGCCGUCUUACCUGGAUCCCGGCACCAGUAAGAACGGCCACACCAAGCGGUACCACAAUGGCCACCGCAGCGACACCAUGGAGCUGGAGGCACUGCCCUCGUCCAGCAGCGCGUCGAAUGGGCUGGGGCUGGGGCUGGGCGGGGCCGGUGGUGGCAGUGGCGGCGAGGAGGGCGACUGGGAGAUCUACCGCCUUGGUGUCAUGCACCGGCUGCGCAAGGACGUCAAGGACUCUCUCACCGCGAAGGUCUCACUCACCCCGAAGGUCUCAAAGGAAGAGGUGAGGGAGUGACAGGCAGACAGGCAUCCCCUCCACCCUGGACGUGCUCUCCUCAUUUCUUCUCGUAUGUCUCUGCUCAUCUCAUCCAUUGCUCUUGUGGUCUCGGCGUUCUUCCCUUCCUUGUUCGUCAUUGAUCAGGGUGAUUUGGACUUCUUCGGCCAGUGUGACAAGCGGACCACCGGUGAUCGCACCUUCACCAGAAACGGCGGGGUACGGCACACACACAUACACACACUCAUACAACACGACACGACACCACACACACCACAAUCAUACAUCGAGAGUAGUGUGUAUAUCGACGCACGAACCAUCCAUGUAGAGUUUUUUUGUCGCCCUCGCAUUCCACCCAUCCCAUCGCAUUACAUACAUACUUGAUGGAAGGAAGGCUCACUCGUCGUUGUGUGGCGGUGUGGUUGGUUGGUGUGUCGCAGGUGGAGAAGGCUGUUCAGGACGAGUUCAAGGAGCUCGUGCAGUCAUACAUAAGUAUGUCCAUCACACACACACAUGCACACACACACACACACACACAGACGGGGAUGCCGCGUCUCAUCCGUGUGAUCUUUGUCCGUUGUGUGAUGGGUGCAGGUCGAUUAAGAAAGUGCGCAGGCUCUUCCCGGCUCCCCCACAUAUCAAGAACGAGGGCGACGGUGAGGCCCCCAACCAGCCACGCCCGCCAGCCGGCAAGAAGGUCCGCAAGGGCACCAAGGCCACCAAGGGCACCAAGGCCAAGGGGAAGGCCAAGCCCAAGAGCAAGGCGAAGGCGAGGGGGUAGUGGUUUGUGGGGGGAGAGGGGGAGGAGAGGGGGGGUGAUUGACGGCCAUUUGUGCCUGCCUGCCUGCCUGUCGUGUGUGUGUAUGUGUAUGUGUAUGUGUGUGUGGGAUUGGUUUUGAGUCAUUCAUUUUUUUUCGUCCAUACACACUACCCUCAUCCAUCCAGCCAUCCAUACAUACCGUGUCAUCUUUGUGUCGAUUUUUCCUUGUGUGGGUGUGCUUCUGUUGACUGCCUGCAUGGAUGGACGGAUGUGCGCCGUGUGAGCGGCAGCUGAGCUCAGCUCAGCUCGCUUUGCUUAUAUGUAGUAUAUAAUACGGCUUGCGUCGGUCGUCAUGUUUGUGACAUUUUUAAGGGUGUGCGUACGUGUGUGUGCGUCGUGUGUGUGCGUGAUUUGUGUGAGGAUCGUGCGGGGACACGACACGACAGCCACACUUAUCAGAUAAAGGAAUGCACACCACACCAUACAAGGGGGCUGGCUGUCAUUGGCCCGUCAUGGAUGGCGGCCGCUACCUGACUGACUGACUGACUUGAUAAUGAGUACUUAGGGGGUACCUGACAGACUCACUUGCUGACCGGCAGACAGGCAGACAGAGAGAGAGGGAGGGAGGGAGGGAGCCAGGCAGGUCAUGGCUGUGUUGGUGUGCACACCACACGCAGAAGCACGACAGACAAGUCAGCCAGCUCAGCCCGACCUGACUGACACGUGGAUGUGCGUGAUUACUUGUGUGUGGGUGGGAUGGCCGUCCCGUCGGCGGCACUCGACAGCCUUCGUGAGAGAGGUCAGCAGACAGACAGACAGACAGAC